Lagopus muta (rock ptarmigan) is the source of this 2806-nucleotide messenger RNA. RefSeq names its product DEAD-box helicase 43 (gene DDX43). The record is from RefSeq and is a predicted model, not a curated record. Gene Ontology annotation, molecular function: RNA helicase activity; ATP binding; RNA binding. The transcript is spliced from 16 exons. NCBI's taxonomy places the organism in Eukaryota, Metazoa, Chordata, Aves, Galliformes, Phasianidae. Bases 26 to 2005 code for a protein of 659 amino acids.
CGCUACGCGCGUCGAGUAAGCGGGGAUGUCCGACUGGGAGGAGAGCGGCGACGAGGCCGCGGGGGCGCCGCCGUCUUCCGCGGUUGCUACCGCGCCCCUGUGGCAGCCGCCGGCCACCCCUCGGCCGAACAGCUCGCCGACAGAGGGCGAGCUGGGGCGAAGGGGCUCGGAGUGGCGGCAGGAGGCGGCAGCGAGCGUCGGAGGAGAGGAACGGGAAUCCGGCGUGGUUGGCAGCCGCCGAAGUCAGGCAGCGCGAUGGCGGCGCCCGAGAGCCGCCGCAGGCAGAGCUCAGGAGGCUGGGGAGCCUCUCUGCUUCCUCAUCAGCAGGGCCCUGGCCGGGGUUUUGAUAGGUCGGGGAGGAGCUAAAAUAAGAGAACUUGAGGAAUCUUCGGGUUCUAGGAUACAGGUUAUUAAGGGAGCCUCUGAAGCAGAAGUGAAGAUUUUCGGCAGUGUUGCUGUGCAGAACAAAGCCAAGGUGCUGAUUGAUGAAACAGUUGUAAGCUGUGGACAAAGCAACUGUAGAGGAAAAUCCUUGGAUGUUAUCAAUCCUGAGAAUACUCCAAAGAAACCCGUGAUUGACUGGGCCUCUCUUCGAGAAAACAGAGCUAAAUAUGAGGCUAUGAAGUGGGCAGACCUGCCUCCAAUUGAGAAAAACUUCUAUAAAGAAUCAUCAAGGACUGCAUCCAUGUCACCAGAAGAAGUAAAACUGUGGCGGAAAGAAAAUAACAACAUAAUUUGUGAUGACUUAAAAGAAGGUGAAAAGCGCUGCAUUCCCAAUCCUGUUUGUAAAUUUGAAGAUGUAUUUGAGCAAUAUCCUGAUAUUAUGGCUAACAUAAGGAAAAUUGGUUUUCAGAAACCUACACCAAUUCAGUCCCAGGCAUGGCCAAUCAUACUACAAGGAAUUGAUCUUAUUGGCAUAGCACAGACUGGUACCGGGAAGACAUUAGCUUACUUAAUGCCUGGAUUCAUUCAUAUGGCUUCACAACCAAUACCCAGAGAUGAGCGUGGAGGGCCAGGGAUGUUGGUCCUUGCUCCCACCCGAGAACUGGCACUGCAAGUAGAGGCGGAGUGCUUGAAGUACACGUACAAAGGAUUUAAAAGUAUCUGCAUAUAUGGUGGUGGGGACCGGAAAGCGCAGAUAAAUGUGGUGACCAAAGGUGUGGAUAUUGUUAUUGCUACUCCUGGGAGACUGAAUGAUCUUCAAAUGAACAACUUCGUAAACUUGAAGAGCAUAACGUACUUGGUUUUAGAUGAGGCUGACAGAAUGCUGGAUAUGGGAUUUGAACCUCAGAUAAUGAAGAUCUUAAUAGAUGUGCGGCCAGACAGACAAACUGUUAUGACAAGUGCUACUUGGCCUGAUGGUGUUCGUCGCCUCGCAAAAUCCUAUUUGAGAAAUCCCAUGAUCGUGUAUGUUGGCACUCUUGACUUAGCAGCAGUAAAUACAGUAGAACAGGAAGUUAUUGUUAUCAACGAAGAAGAAAAGAAAGCUUUCAUGGAAAACUUCAUUGAUUCUAUGAAGCCAAAAGAUAAGGCCAUCAUUUUUGUUGGAAAGAAGUCUACAGCUGAUGAUGUAGCAAGUGACCUUGGUGUCAAAGGAGUCCCAGUGCAGUCUCUUCAUGGUGACAGAGAGCAGUGUGAUCGAGAACAGGCUUUAGAUGACUUCAAGAAAGGUAAAGUCAGAAUCCUGGUAGCUACUGACUUAGCAUCCCGUGGCCUUGAUGUGCAUGAUAUUACUCAUGUUUUUAACUUUGACUUCCCUCGCAACAUUGAGGAAUAUGUUCACAGAGUAGGUCGUACUGGAAGAGCAGGACGUACUGGGAAGGCAGUAACACUUGUCACUAAGAAGGACUGGAAGGCUGCAUCUGAGCUGAUUGAUAUUCUGCAAAGAGCAAACCAAGUAGUUCCCGAUGAGCUUAUUUCAAUGGCAGAAAGAUACAAACAAUACCAAAUCAGGAAAGAAAUGGAAAAGGAUAUACUAAGACCUCAAAGAAAGUCAUCCAAGUGACUGAUCCCUUGAAAUUACUUAAAAAAAAAAAAAAGUGAGUGAUUAUAGACAUUGUUAGCAUCUAUGGGCUUGGAUUUAGAAGCUUAUUUUCUUAGUUGAUUAUUUUCUGCAUCUGUUCCAUUUAAAUAAAAAGGACUUUUAAAAAUGCCUUAGGAAAGAAAAUGUGGUUACCUUUAUACAGAAACAAACCUUGUUUUGUGCUUUGAGACUAUUUUGGCUUUAACCUAAGGAAAGUUCAUGCCAUAGGUAUUCGUUGUGUGAUGUGAGUAACUUCUAAAGCCGUUCUAUACUGAAUAAAAACAAAUAUUACAGAUUUCUUUAAUUAUAUGCAAUACUGAUGUUAAGAACGUGACUUUUUUUCUUGCAGAGAACUGGAUUACUGAAUGUAAACAAUGUUUGUGUUACUUCAAGAUACUGUACUUUCACACUGUUGUGCCACAUCUGCCAGUGCCAUGUGGAAGUAUUUCACCGGAUCACUUAGUUACGUAAAAGUAACACCACUCUUGAAUUGUGCAUUUCUUCCUUAAGCCAAAGUGGUGUUAACAAAGCUGUAAAGAGCUUCUUAGGAAAAAAGGACAUUUGAACGUCAGCUUUCUUUCUGAUAAAGUUCAUUCACAUUUUACAUGAGUUUCAGGUUCUCUCACAUGUGCUGUUACAGCUAACUAGAAUCUUUGGAAGUUGUUUUUGAGAUGACAAUACAAAUGGCAUUUGAUGUGAACUUGUUUCCUUGUGUCAUAUGAAUAAGUGAAAAUCUAAUAAACUGAAUCUAAGUGAGAUGAGAAUGUUUUAGUAAGGUUAUUC